Gigantopelta aegis is the source of this 1548-nucleotide messenger RNA. RefSeq names its product ficolin-3-like. Bases 1 to 1086 code for a protein of 361 amino acids. The record is from RefSeq and is a predicted model, not a curated record. NCBI's taxonomy places the organism in Eukaryota, Metazoa, Mollusca, Gastropoda, Neomphalida, Peltospiridae. The transcript is spliced from 5 exons.
AUGAACGUGACACAGUCUCUAUUAGACGUGGCACAAUCUCUAAUGGACGUGGCACAAUCUCUAUUAGACGUGGCAGAAUCUCUAAUGGACGGGGCACAGUUUCUAUUAGACGUGGCACAAUCUCUAUUUCACGGGGCACAGUCUCUGUUAGACGUGGCACAAUCUUUAAUGGACGGGGCACAAUCUCUGUUAGACGUGGUACAAUCUCUAUUGCACGGGGCACAGUCUCUAUUAGACGUGGCACAAUCUCUAAUGGACGUGGCACAAUCUCUAUUAGACGUGGCAGAAUCUCUAAUGGACGGGGCACAGUUUCUAUUAGACGUGGCACAAUCUCUAUUUCACGGGGCACAGUCUCUGUUAGACGUGGCACAAUCUUUAAUGGACGGGGCACAAUCUCUGUUAGACGUGGUACAAUCUCUAUUGCACGGGGCACAGUCUCUAUUAGACAUGGCACAAUCUCGGGAUAUGACCCGAGACUGCCGUGACGUCAUGUCCACCAAUACCGCAGAUGGAAUCUACCAGCUGGAGUCACCGGGUGUUUCCAAUAUGACAGUGUACUGCGAUAUGACAACUGAUGGCGGAGGAUGGUUGGUCUUCCAAAGACGAGUGGAUGGGUCAACUGAUUUCUAUAGAACUUGGAAGGAGUACAUGGAUGGUUUUGGAGACCUAACCGGCGAAUUCUGGUUGGGAAACGAGAAAAUCCACCAAAUUACGAAACAGCAAAGCUACGAAUUACGGAUUGACCUAGAAGAUUUUGCAGGAAAUCGAACUUACGCAGUCUAUUCACCGUUUUCAUUGGACACCAAAGAACAGUUUUACACGCUGCACAUCGGGAAUUACAGUGGAAAUGCAGGCGAUUCCCUAACGUAUCAUGAUGCCAAUGCUUUCACUACAAAGGAUUUGGACUUGGAUCGCAGCCCAGUAAACUGUGCCAAGAUCUGUGAAGGUGCUUGGUGGUAUAAUAAAUGUUGUAUUUCAAAUCUAAAUGGAAGGUACACUACAGGCGACAUGUAUGCAGGUGUGGUGGCGUGGGACAGAUAUCUUUCUAAGAUCACGGAGAUGAAGUUAAGACCAACAUCCACCUAAGCCGCUAAAUAUUGAACAGUGUGUAUAUCAUAUGGUUUGAUAUCAAUUUUUGUUUUUUAAAAUCCUGAAUUCACUAUAAGCAUCGUCAUGAUAUGACGACUAGAUUAAUUUCUAUAUGUUUUCGAUCAUGAACAAAAAUAUAACUUUUUGUGCCGGAACUACUUUUAGACUAGUUAUGAUCGUCAAGGUUAUGUUGUAUUGUUCCAAGUUACUUGUUCUUUUAUUUCCAGUUGGUGAGUUCUAGGUGGGUUGGUCUCUGGUCAGACCAAAGUUCCGGAAUUGAUGCAACGUUUGUUUUUCUUUUUCAUGGAUUGCACAGAAAAGGCUUUAACGUCCUCUUCAUCUGCCGUGGUACACCCGCGUAGGGGCGGGACGUAGCCCAUUGGUAAAGCGUUCGCUUGAUGCGCAGUCGGUCUAGGAUCGAUCCCCGUCUGUGAACCCAUUGGGCUAUUUCUCGUUCCA